Messenger RNA from Zingiber officinale, 2125 nucleotides. Its product is annotated as anaphase-promoting complex subunit 7-like. Lineage: Eukaryota; Viridiplantae; Streptophyta; Magnoliopsida; Zingiberales; Zingiberaceae. The transcript has 18 exons. Gene Ontology annotation, molecular function: protein binding. Gene Ontology annotation, biological process: cell division. The record is from RefSeq and is a predicted model, not a curated record. The coding region runs from base 83 to 1768 and encodes 561 amino acids.
GUGGGAGCGGACGCCGAUCCAAUUCGAAACCCUCCUCCCUCUUCUUCGAGCUCCCAGUCGCUUCGAGAAGCAGAUCGCAGCCAUGGAGGUUUCCAAAGAUCACAUCGCCACUCUUCUUGACAACGGCCUCUUCGGCUCCGCCCAGAUGCUGGGUUGCUUCCUUGUAACUUCCCCUGUGACAAAUAGCGAGGCUAGUCCAUAUCUGAAAGCUGAGAACUUGGUUCUUCAAGGUGAUGCUUUAUAUGGGGAGAAAGAAUUUCGUAGGGCCUUGAAUAUGUACAAGCAAGCACUUCAACAUUGCAAAUUUAUUUCCAAACAAUCGAUGAACAAUUCAAGAAGUUCAUUUUCUACAUCAAGUAGUAGGUCAUCAUCACCGAGUUCUAUGAAUGGUUCUCCGAUCAAUGAAAAUGAGGUGAAGUUUAAAAUUACACUUUGUCAUUGUGCACUUAAUGAAAACCGUGCUGCCCUUGUAGAGAUAGAAGGAAUUCCUCCAAAAGCAAGAACACUUCGAAUGAAUCUCGCAUUGGGGAAGCUUUAUCGCAUUUCUAGGCACAACCGCUCUGCCAUUGCAUGCUACAAAGAUUGCUUAAGGAACUGUCCAUAUGUUUUGGAGGCAGUUACAGCUUUGGCUGAGUUAGGAGUUUCUUCCAAGGAAAUCUUGUCUUUAUUUCCUCAGACAUCAAAUAGAGGAAGAUUACCCUUUGAUCACCUAGAUCCUGCUCGGUGGUUGCAUCGUUAUGUUGAAGCUCAGUGUUGCAUUGCUUCGAGUGACUACAAAGGCGGUCUUGACCAUCUCGCUGAACUAUUACAGCAAUUUCCUAACAAUGUUCACAUUUUAUUGGAAAUUGCAAAGGUUGAAGCUAUUAUUGGAAGACAUGAUGAAGCAAUAAUGAAUUUCGAAAAGAUUCGAGCAAUUGAUCCCUACAUUGUGACUUAUAUGGAUGAAUAUGCCAUGCUUCUAAAGCAAAAGUCUGAUAUAUCCAAGCUAAACAAGUUAGUACAGGAUCUGCUAAACCUUGACCAUACAAGAGCAGAAGUUUAUGUUGCUUUGUCAGCAUUAUGGGAAAGAAAGGAUGACCGAAAAGCUUUAUCUUAUGCUGAGAGGAGUCUUAGGAUCGAUGAUAGGCAUAUCUCUGGCCACAUUAUGAAGGGUAACCUGUAUCUGUCAUUGAACCGGCCAGAUGCUGCAGUCACUGCUUUCAGAGCAGCUCAAGAAUUAAGAUCUGAUCUUCGUUCAUACCAAGGUCUAGUCCGUUCAUAUCUUGCUCUUGCAAAAAACAAGGAGGCACUUUUUACUGCACGGGAAGCAAUGAAAAUAAUGCCUCAGUCUGCAAAAGCUCUCAAGUUGGUUGGAGAUGUUCAUGCUAGUAGUUCUAGUGGGAGAGAGAAGGCAAGAAAGUUUUAUGAAUCUGCUCUACGGCUUGAACCUGGCUUUCUAGGAGCUGCUUUAGCAUUGGCAGAGUUGCAUGUUGUUGAUGGACGUCAUAAAGAUGCCGUCUCACUGCUUGAGAGAUAUGUUAAAGACUGGGCUGAUGACUCCCUCCAUAUCAAAUUGGCUCAAGUUUUUGCAGCUACAAAUAUGUUAUCAGAGGCUCUCACUCAUUAUCAAGCUGCUUUGAGGAUAAACCCGCAAAAUGAAGCCGCCAAGAAAGGUUUAGAGCGCUUGGAGAAGCAGAUGAAGGGAAUGGAUCCUGAUGCACCCGACGAAGAAGACGAUAACGAAGCUGAAGAUGCCGAAGGUGAUCAAGAAGAGGCCGAGAUGCUUUAAGACAACCAUUUUUAAAAGAAGAUUCUGGACUCUUUAUCGAUCACAGCCCGAGACCACACUCUCUUCGGUUAACCGGGACAGUUGAAAGAGGAACUCAAGGUUCAGAAUCUCAAAGUAAUUGAAGUUUUACUCGAGAUAAAAGAUGGCUGUCUCACAGGCUCUUAGUAAGUAGUCAUUGACUCAUUGCUACUCAAUAGACUCUGACCCUGCUGCUAAUUAGAAUCUAUAUUCAACUAUUUGCAACAAAUAAUAUAUUGAGACACUGAUACUUUUAAAUUUUUAGGGGGCAACCGACUUCCAUUUGUUUUGCAUAUAUUUUCACUGAUUAGAGAUAAAGAUAAAUAAAUUAAAGAAAAA